This is a messenger RNA of Lactuca sativa (garden lettuce), 477 nucleotides long. NCBI's taxonomy places the organism in Eukaryota, Viridiplantae, Streptophyta, Magnoliopsida, Asterales, Asteraceae. The record is from RefSeq and is a predicted model, not a curated record.
AUGGCAAUGGAUACGAGUAUACUAUCGGGUUUUGUGUUUCUUAUCCUCAUACCCAAAUCCCUAGCCCUAUCUCCGUAUCCGACUCCAUUCUCAUCGGGGAUUAAAAAUCUAUCAUUAUCCCCAUCCUUACCGGGGAGCACAAUCUUUAAGAAAAGAUUGAAUAAUGUGUUCGAUGGUGCAGCUUCCCUUGCAAAAGGAGGGAAUCCCGACUCAAAUACACUCAUAAGUGAUACAACUACAGUUAUAUGUCUAGAUGAUUACCAAUCUUUGGACAGAACUGGAAGGAAAGCGAAGGGAGUGACUGCACUUGAUCCACAAGUCAAUGACUUUGAUCUUAUGUAUGAACAGGUUAAGGCUCUUAAAGAUGGUGUGGCUGUUGAGAUGCCGAUUUAUAACCAUGUUACUAGUCUUUUGGACGCUCCUGAACUCAUCAAAUCCUCUAAGAUUCUUGUCUUUAAAGGUCUGCACCUAAUGUAA